This is a messenger RNA of Elaeis guineensis (African oil palm), 2541 nucleotides long. RefSeq lists its product as uncharacterized. Lineage: Eukaryota; Viridiplantae; Streptophyta; Magnoliopsida; Arecales; Arecaceae. The record is from RefSeq and is a predicted model, not a curated record. Gene Ontology annotation, molecular function: zinc ion binding.
GUCUCGUUGCUAAAUAAAAGGGCCUUCGAGGUCGAUCCUUCCACUCAACUCUCCUUUCUUCAGCGGAGAAGACCAAUCUGGAAGUGGUGAGAGCCAAUCAUGGCUUAUGUCGAGAACGAUGGUAUGGUCGUAACUCUAAGUUUUUGAAAGUAUAAAACAAGUAAAUGGAAGUAAAAGAUUCGAUUGAUGAUAUACCGGUUCAAGAUCCUCCGGGUGAGGAGUUCUCGGCCGCCGACUUGUCAUGGACCAAGUUUGGAACCACCGAACACCACAUCGAUGAUGUAGCUCUCAUUCCCUAUGCUCGUGUCGAUGCAUUCAUAAGUGGCGAAUGCUUGAAUGCGGAGUGCCCGACUCGAUUCCAUAUUGAAAGGGGCCGGAAAAGAGAAAAGGGCAGCUUGAAGGAAUACAAAAGCGAUGAAUACCUCCAAUACAGGCUUUAUUGGUGUUCAUUUGGUCCUGAGAAUUAUGGGGAGGGAGGGAGCAUCUUGCCAAGCCGGAGAUACCGACUGAACACGAGAAACCGUGCUGCUCGGCCGCAGUCGAUGCGUGGAUGCACCUGCCAUUUUGCUGUCAAGCGCUUGUAUGCCCGCCCUUCGAUCGCGCUUAUCGUAUAUCAUGAAAGGCGGCACAUUAACAAAUCUGGUUUUAUAUGCCAUGGGCCGCUUGACCGAGAUGCUAUCGGCCCUGGUGCAAAGAAGAUUCCAUACAUUUGUAGUGAGAUUCAGCAGCAGACCAUGUCUUUGAUUUACCUUGGCAUUCCUGAGGAGAAUGUGUUGCAGACACACAUAGAAGGUGUGCAGCGUUAUUGUGGUUCGAAUGCGAAGGUCAAUAGUCUUGCUUCACAGUAUGUCCAGAAGCUUGGUAUGAUCAUCAAGAGGUCUACCCAUGAGCUGGAUCUUGAUGACCAAGCUAGCAUUCGCAUGUGGGUUGAAAAGAAUAGGAAAUCAGUUUUCUUCUACCAGGAUUCUACAGAGACAGAUCCCUUUAUUUUGGGAAUCCAAACAGAGUGGCAGUUGCAGCAGAUGAUUCGAUUUGGUCAUCAAAGUCUUCUAGCAUCAGACUCAUCUUUUGGCAUAAGCAAACUGAAGUAUCCGCUGUACACACUCCUUGUGUUUGACUCCAGACAGCAUGCCCUUCCUGUUGCUUGGGUUAUAACCCGUACUAUUGCUAAACAGGAUGUCAUUAAAUGGAUGAAAGCACUAGCAGAUAGAGUUCGUGCAGUUGAUUCAGGUUUUAAAAUUGGUGGAUUCAUUAUUGAUGACCCAGCUUCAGAGAUUGACCCAUUCAGGGAUGUUUUCUGCUGCCCUGUUCUCUUCUCCCUUUGGCGUAUUCGUAGAUCAUGGCAUAAAAAUGUUGUCAAAAAAUGCAGUAACAUUGAAGUUCAGCAAGAAUUAUUUAAGCGUCUUGGCAAAAUUAUGGACAGUGUCUGGAGUAAAGUAGAUUAUAUGGAUGCUCUGGAAGAAUUAUUUCAGGAUUUUGUAGAUCAGACUACCUUCAUGCAAUAUUUCAAGGCAUGUUGGGUUCCCAAAAUUGAAAUGUGGCUUGCAACUAUUAGGAGUUUUCCACUAGCUGGCCAGGAGUCAUGUGGUGCCAUUGAAGGAUAUCAUGUUAAGCUUAAGCUCAAAAUUUAUGAUGAUUUACAUCUUGGUGCACUCCAGCGGGUGGAUUGGUUGGUACACAAACUGACAACUGAGCUCCACUCUGGUUACUGGCUUGAUCUUUAUGCAGAUGAGAGUGGAUCAUUUCCAGCAGUGAAAGAGGAAUACAUUUCUUCCACUUCAUGGCACAGGGCAUUGCAAAUUCCUGAUGAUGCUGUUGUGUUUGAUGAUAAGGAGCACCUUUUUGCAAAGGUUGUAAGCCAGAAGGAUAGUAGCCACACACGCAUUGUCUGGAAUCCGGGAUCAGAAUUUGCUCUAUGUGAUUGUUCGUGGUCCAUGCAGGGGAACCUUUGCAAGCAUAUCAUAAAGGUUAACAUGAUGUGCCGACAUCGAAGAGAGUAUCGGCCUACAUUGUCGUAUCAGUCAUUUGAACAUGUCCUACUCAAUCUUUGGAGAAAGCCUAUGGAUGACUCCUUCUCACUUGAUCAGUCAAUGGCAUGGGUGAGGCAAAUGCAGGACAAAAUUCAAAGAUUAGUGGAGAUCACUACUUCUGGAGAUAUUGCCAAAGUGACAAAAAAUUUGCCAUUGAAAUGGAUCUGUAAGAGAGGGAGAACAUUUUUUGGCAGGCCAGCUGAUAGUACUCUAGCUCUUCCUCCUACUUCCAAAAUUGAUGCACAGAAGAGUGCUGCUAGGAAAAAGAACCGAAAGCGGAAAAGAUUGUCCAGGAUCAGGGGAUCAUCGUGAGUUCUACGUUUCUGUGAGAAGUGUUCUUCAAGAGUUGUUCGUGGAGAAAUUCAAGUAAUUUCUUCAACAACCUGUCAUAUACUUCAGCCUAGGCUGAUACAAAUUGUUGUAGUUGCUUGCAAAGUGAAUUCCAUAUUAUACAUCUUCAAUUCAAUUCUCUCCAUCAUGUUAAGGAUGUCUCAAGGGGUUCAUAUCUCCA